Messenger RNA from Argentina anserina (silverweed cinquefoil), 588 nucleotides. RefSeq lists its product as uncharacterized. Lineage: Eukaryota; Viridiplantae; Streptophyta; Magnoliopsida; Rosales; Rosaceae. The transcript has 3 exons. The record is from RefSeq and is a predicted model, not a curated record. The coding region runs from base 56 to 427 and encodes 123 amino acids.
UUCAUCUCCCUCUUAGCUAGUUUCUUAACCGAUCCACUCUCUCAUAAAUCAUCCAAUGGAAAACGUGCAAGAAAUAAUGCCUCCUAAAACUCCAAUUCAAUCGGAGACCAUGAGCUUUUCUGAUGGCAUAACACCAUCUCAACUCCAACGCAAAGAUGAAAACUCCCAGAAUUCCAGCAAUGAUAUACACAAGAUCACUACCCCCGACCGCCUUAAAGUUCCAAAGGCAUUCAAGUUCCCAGAAAGGUAUACAAGCCCAACUGAUAAGAUAAUGUCCCCUGUGACUAAAGGACUUCUGGCCAGAAACAGAAAGGGUAGUUCCCUCUUGCCCCCUAGCAAAAAUAUGCUGAAGCCUACUCAAGAUUCCGGAUUGGCCGCUGUAGAAUGUAAAAUUCCUUCGGAAUUGAAGUAUGAUUCGAAGAACUGAAGAGUAUGAGGCACUUUAGGAACAUUUCCAGUGGCUUUUUUAUUUCUUUGCUUCAAGGUGUAGUGAAAUUUGUGGUGUGUGACUUUGUUCUUUUGUUCAUGUAUUCUGAAAUUUGGAUAUAGAUGUGACUUGUGAAUGAGUAAUAAGAUCCAUCAGCAUAU